Messenger RNA from Beta vulgaris subsp. vulgaris (sugar beet), 2518 nucleotides. RefSeq names its product putative pentatricopeptide repeat-containing protein At1g12700, mitochondrial. The transcript has a single exon. Gene Ontology annotation, molecular function: protein binding. Lineage: Eukaryota; Viridiplantae; Streptophyta; Magnoliopsida; Caryophyllales; Amaranthaceae. Bases 388 to 2409 code for a protein of 673 amino acids. The record is from RefSeq and is a predicted model, not a curated record.
CCCAACAAAAAACCUUUUCCCAUUGCUUAAAAUCUUGCGUUUUCAACCAGGAGAAACUUUCAAACCUUUUUUUACUUCUUUAUUUUCUUAUAUGGUGCGUUUUCCAUCGGUACUUUUUUAGAGUUUCUCCGUCUUCGACGAGUAGACUAAUCUUCUGCGAGAAUUUACACGAGUACUUUAGAAGGUAGUAUUCCUUUUAGUUGGAAUUUUUUUCAUAUCCAAUGCUCGAACCCGAAACCUUGGCUUAGGAGUUAAGAGCGAGAGGUCCUUCACCACUCACGCCAACCUGUUUUCGAUCUGUAUUUUGACUCCUUCACUUCCCUCAACAGUGGGAUCGCUCGUACGGUCGCAGUCUCGCAAAGUGGCGCCAACAACAGCCUGAUUAAAAUGGCACUGGUACAAAGAUUUGCACCCAUUUCUAAAGCUUCUUCUUUAUUUCCUGCUUUUCACUUUCAUUUAUACUACCCAAAUUAUUCUCAAAAUCAUGCUGUAUCUAAAAUUGAGGACCCUCAAAUGUUCCUCAUGUAUGUGAAACAAAAAUGCAAAUCAGGGUUUUACAGAAUUGAUCACGUUCAUACAAUCUUCCAUGGAUUGAUAUCAUUGUACCCUCUGCCUUCUAUAAGUGAUUUUACUCAGCUAUUUACUGCAAUGUUGAAGAUAAAACCUAACCCCCCUUUUUCCACUGUUAUUUCUCUCUCUACGCAGCUGCAUUUGUUAGGUGUUCGUCCAGAUCAUUAUCUGCUUAACAUUCUAGCUAAUUGCUACUGUCAUUUGGGCAAUGUUGAUGCCGGGUUUUCGAUUCUCGCUUCCAUAAUUAAGCUUGGCUAUCAACCUGAUAUUGUCACCUUCACUACCCUUAUCAAUGGUCUCAAUGAUACUCAUCACUCUGACCAAGCUGUUCAAUUAUUGGAUAAAAUUGUCAAGUUUGGAUUUCAACCCACAUUAAUCACUUAUGAUGUCAUUGUAAAAGGUCUCUGCAAGACUGGCAAUAUUGCUGGUGCUCUUAAAAUCCUAAGAGAUAUGGAAUCUCAUGCCCAUUAUUGUAGGCCUAAUGUUGUCACUUAUAACACCAUCAUUGAUAGUCUUUGUAAAGUACAGUUAUUACAUCAGGCCCUCAUAUUAUUUGCCGAGAUGAAAAGAAAGCACAUUUCACCUAAUGUCAUCACUUACACUUCCAUAAUUCAAGGUAUGUCCACUUUGGGACGUUGUAAAGAGGCUCAGGAGUUGUUCAGUGAGAUGUUGCGGAACAACACAACUCCUACUGUUGAGACCUACAACAUAUUGAUUAACAUGUAUUGUAAGGAUGGCAAGGUUGGUCAAGCACGGGAUAUAUUUGAAUCUGUUGUGGCUACUAGAGGUGUGGUUCCUGAUGUUGUGACUUUCGCCACCUUGAUCAACGGGUAUUGUAAGGAAGGAAUGGUUUAUGAAGCACGGGCCACAUUUGACUCCAUGAUUAAGAUAGGUCUGGCUCCUGAUGUUGUGACUUUCAACACCUUGAUCAAUGGGUAUUGUAAGGAAGGAAUGGUUUAUGAAGCAAGGGCUACAUUUGACUCCAUGGUUAAGAAAGGUCUGGUUCCUGAUAACAUCACUUACAAUGUAUUGUUGGAUGGAUAUUGUUUACAUGGCCAGAUGGAUGAGGCAGAAAAAUUAGUGGAUUUGAUGGUAAAUCAUGGUUGCGAACCCAGUCUUGUGAAUUUCACCACCUUAAUCAAUGGAUAUUGCAAGUGUAAACAACUUCAGAAAGCUCUUUACCUUUUCCAAGAGAUGUGCCUUGAAGGAUUAACUCCUGAUGUAAUCGCGUAUAACACUCUUAUUGAUGCCUUGUGCAAGGACAAUAGACUCACUUCUGCAUACCAGCUUCUCAAGGAGAUGAUAGGUCAGAGACUAAAACCUGAUGUAAUCACUUGGAAUUCAUUGCUGGAUGGUCUGUGUAAAAGUGCACAAAUUGAAGAGGCGAUAACACUAGUAAGAGAAAUGGAGUACAAUGGAGUGGUCCCUAAUAUUAUCACAUACAGUAUCCUCAUUAACGGCUUGUGUGAAGCUGGGCGAAUUGGAGAAGCUGUGGAUACUUUCCAUUCUCUGCCAGCUAAGUGCUUAACGCCGAAUGUGAUCACUUAUAGUCUAAUUAUCAAAGGACUUUGUAAAGAUGGCUUACUGGAUGAAGCCACUACAUUUCUAAGGAGAAUGGAGGACAAUGGAUGCCCUCCUAACCAAUGCACCUACAAUACCAUUAUUAGAGGUUUUCUCCGUGGCAAGGAUAUCCGCAAGGCUUUGGAACUAGUCCGCACUAUGAGAAGCAAAAGUUUAGAUGUUGAUGCUCACACAACUUCUUUGUUUCGUAGCUUACUCACUGAUCUUGCUGUUAGCAAUUCAGACAAGACUUUACUUCAGAACUUUUUCAAGAUUUGAGUAUUGAGUAUUUGGCCUCUUAUGAUUUGAAUUUCUUUUUCUUGUAACGUUUAAGCAGAUUUGCAGUGAGUAUUAUCUUUACAGUCGAAAUGCAUUGAUGUAUGUUCCA